AUGGACACUUUGUGGGACGUCGCGCGCGAUUGCGCGCGCGUCCCGGGGACGCCGAGCGAGGACGUCGCGCGGACGUUCUUGGAGACGUACUCGUGGGACGUCAUCGCCGAUCGCGCGCGCGAGGUGACGCGAGUGGGAGAUGAAACGUUGAUGGAUGACGUGACGGCGUUGUGUGAAAAGAUGAGUUCGACGGUCGUCGGGGCGGAAUCGCUGAGCGAAUCGCUCGACGCGACGCGUGGACGCGAUGCCGUCGACGCGUGGUUGCGUUCGAGCGAUGCGAGGGUGGUGCGAUUGGCGUGCGGGCUCGUGGGGGCGGUGUUCGCGCGCGGACGGGACGCGCGCAGAGUCAGAGCGCUGGGAGAGGCGACGCGGAGCGGAUUGGCGCGUGUUUUGGUGCGUGGAUCGACGGAGACGGCGAGUUUGGCGUCCAAGGCGUUGUUGUCGUUCAGUGGGCGCGCGAUCGAGGGGUUGGAGGAGACGCUGAGAGCGGUGCUCGAGACGGCGCGAACGGAGGGGGCGAACGGAGAGGGAAACGCCAGGGCGCUCGCGUUCGCGGCGAGCGCGGCGUCGGCGAGCGAUGCGGCGGCAGAGAUCGUGGUGCGCUCGGGGUCGUUGAAUCAAUGCGUUCGAGAGAUCGAAAGCGAGGAUCUUCUCGCUGCGAGCGCGGCGAUGGAGAUUCUCGCCGAGGUGGCGGAGUCGUCGCCGGGCGCGGCGAGCGGUCUGCGGCGCGUUGAUUCGUUGAGCGAUGCGCUCGAGCGCAUCGCGCUCGAUGAGAGCGGCGACAUCGGUGUGCGUAUGAGAGCGAUCGUCGUCGGCGCGCGCAUCGCCGCGACAUCGACGAGCGGUGAUGACGCGUUGGUCAAAGACGCGACGCGGACACUUUUAGAGCUCUCCAAUGACGAGCCAUCUCGAGACGUCUUGGACGCCGUCGCGGAGGCUGCCGGGGCGAUAUGUCUGUCAAACGCCAGCGUGGCCGGUGCGUUCGUGACAAAGGCGAGGAAGCUCGUAUUCGACGUCGCGCACAGGGCGCUUCGCGGAAGCGGGCAGUCGCAAGUCGUCGCCCUGCACUCGAUGGCCAAUAUGUUUGGCGCAGAGCGCGGAGACGAUCGAUCGAUCGGCGUCGACGCGGAAGCAAUUCUCGCCGACGCGUGUUUCACAGCGUGUGGACCGAAGACGUUUGGUGACGUCGUCUUCGCCGCUAUCUCCGUCAAGAGCGACCACUUUCUCGACUUGCGCGUCGCCGCGUACCGCCUGAUUGGCGCGCUCGGCGCUCGGCGCCCGUUCGCUGAGGAGAUCGCCGCCCACCCUGAGUGUCGCCGAACGCUUUGCCAAGAACGCGAGCGCGUGUCCGUCGCCGCCACUUUCCGUGCACGCGCCCUCGAAGCCCUCUCCCGGGCGGAGAUCGCCGACCAAGCCGCGCGCGCCGAGUUCGCUUCAGCCGUCUCCGCGCCGUCGCCGCGCAACCGCGUCGUCGCCAGACCCGACGUCGACGUCGCCCACCGCUAG
Molecule: messenger RNA, 1506 nt
Organism: Ostreococcus tauri
Lineage: Eukaryota; Viridiplantae; Chlorophyta; Mamiellophyceae; Mamiellales; Bathycoccaceae
Product: 26S proteasome non-ATPase regulatory subunit 5
Exons: 1
Coding region: 1-1506 (501 amino acids)
Biological process (GO): proteasome assembly
Cellular component (GO): cytosol
Source: RefSeq, a predicted model, not a curated record